Sclerotinia sclerotiorum 1980 UF-70 is the source of this 2052-nucleotide messenger RNA. RefSeq lists its product as hypothetical. NCBI's taxonomy places the organism in Eukaryota, Fungi, Ascomycota, Leotiomycetes, Helotiales, Sclerotiniaceae. Gene Ontology annotation, cellular component: membrane. The transcript has 7 exons. Gene Ontology annotation, molecular function: ABC-type transporter activity; ATP binding; ATP hydrolysis activity. The coding region runs from base 1 to 2052 and encodes 683 amino acids. The record is from RefSeq and is a predicted model, not a curated record. Gene Ontology annotation, biological process: transmembrane transport.
AUGACACUUUCUAUGGCGUUUAAAACCAUUGGGACUUGUUAUCGAUCUCAUGCCCAAGCUGUUUUUACAACCGCCAUUAUUGUUCUGAUUUUUAUGAUGUAUGCAGGAUUCGUCAUACCACCGAUGUAUAUGGUUUCAUGGUUCCAGUGGAUUACUUAUAUUAAUCCUGUUGCGUACACCUACGAAAGUCUGAUAAUCAAUGAAUUUUCUGGGCGCAUAUUUCCAUGUGCGAACCUCGUUCCGACUGGACCAUCUUAUAUUGGCACAAGUUCUCAUAAUCGGGUUUGUUCCGUUGUUGGGUCUAUCGCGGGCUUUGAGGAUGUAUUGGGGACUAUAUAUCUUGAGCUUAGAUUUGGUUUCCAACCUAAUCAUCUAUGGCGAAACAUGAGCAUUUUAUUCGCUUUCAUGGCACUUUUCAUGUCUGCAUACUUAGCCACUAUAAGCCGGAUAUCAACGGAAAAGUUGAAUGGAGAAAUUUUGUUGUUCCAACGAGGACACAAGCCACAGCCUAAAAGGCAAAGACAUCUUGAAAUAUACUCCGGAGCAGAAAUUCGCAGGUAUGGCAAUGGUGAUCCGAUAAACAAACUACACAGGCAAACAUCUACUUUUCAAUGGAAAGACAUUUGCCUCGAUAUCAAAACAGUAGAUGGUACAUGUCGGAUUCUGGAUCAUGUUGAUGGUUGGGUGAAACCAGGAACUUUGACCGCCCUUAUGGGACCAUCUGGGGCUGGUAAAACCUCUUUAUUAGAUGUUCUUGCAUCUAGAACCAGUAUUGGUAUUGUUUCCGGGGAGUCUUUUGUUGAUGGCUGCAUAAAGGAUAUAUCCUUCCAACGCAAAGUUGGAUAUGUCCAACAACAUGACUUCCAUCUCCCGACAAUGACGGUACGCGAAGCACUACAAUUUAGUGCCAUCAUGCGGCUGAACAUUGAACAACGAAAGAAAUUGAGUAUGGGUAUUGAGCUUGCUGCUAAACCAAAACUUCUACUUUUCUUGGAUGAGCCUACUUCUGGUCUUGACAGUAGCACGUCGUGGGAAAUAGUUGAGCUCUUGAAAAAGAUCACAGCUCAUGGUCAAGCGGUUUUGUGUACAAUCCAUCAACCAUCUAUGGCUUUGUUUCAGCGCUUCGAUCGUUUGCUCUUUCUCGCUCCUGGAGGACGAACAGUAUACUUUGGUAGGAUCGGCGAAAAUUGCGAGACUGUCAAGAAAUAUUUUGAAGCUAAUGGAGCUCGUCCUUGUCCUGCGGAUGAAAAUGUGGCUGAAUGGAUCAUGCAGACGUUGGCAUCCAGUUUCGUUCCGCAACUUUUACCGAACUUCCUGGUGCAACGGGCUGUAUUCGAAGCACGCGAAAGUCCUGCGAAGAUGUAUUCUUGGCCGGCUUUCAUCAUUAGCAAUAUACUUGUCGAGGUAUCAUGGAACACCUUUCUGGCGAUAAUCAUAUUUCUGAGCUGGUAUUACCCUGUGGGCAUGUAUCGCAAUGCGCUAAUAACGAAAACGAUGCUUGAAAGAAAUGGAGUGAUGCUUCUGCUGAUAUGGGUAUAUCUUAUAUAUGCAAGUACCUUCGGAUAUAUGGUACAGGUUGGUCUUGAGCUUACGGGGACGGCCGGGAAUUUAUCAAAUGCUGCAUUUUUGUCGUCAUUGAUGUUCUGUGGCAUCUUCUCAGUUCCUACAGCAUUACCUCAAGUAUGGGACAUCGUAAGGCGUCUGUCUCCGUUUACUUAUCUAGUCGAUGGCAUGCUCUCAGUUGGCCUUGCGAAUGUUCCUGUCAAGUGUUCUCAAAAUGAGUUUCUUCAUUUCGAACCGGUGACUGGAAGUAGCUGCGGCUCCUAUAUGGCUAGCUAUCUACAUCAAGCUGGAGGAUACCUUACCAACCCCUCCGCCAAGAGUAGAUGUGUUUAUUGUCCUUUAAAGGAUUCGAAUGGAUUCCUGGCUCGUGCAGGUAUGAGUUAUACGAAUCGAUGGCGUAACUUUUGUAUUAUGUGGGCUUAUAGUCCCGAAGAGUUGGAAGGGCAAACCAAAGCCAGUUGUGGAGUGUUCACCUGGUUCGAAAGAUAA